Molecule: messenger RNA, 6315 nt
Organism: Ceratina calcarata
Lineage: Eukaryota; Metazoa; Arthropoda; Insecta; Hymenoptera; Apidae
Gene: Sox102F
Product: transcription factor Sox102F
Exons: 10
Coding region: 1865-4369 (834 amino acids)
Biological process (GO): regulation of transcription by RNA polymerase II; cell fate commitment
Cellular component (GO): nucleus
Molecular function (GO): DNA-binding transcription factor activity, RNA polymerase II-specific; RNA polymerase II cis-regulatory region sequence-specific DNA binding
Source: RefSeq, a predicted model, not a curated record
GCUAUUGUUAUAUCAUUAUCAUUGUCAUCGUUCGAGGCCCAUUCGCGCCGGUCCCCACCGUGUCUCGCGGACAUAUCGUGCUUCGACCGUGUGCCGCGCCGAAAUAACGUCGGACCGCCCCCGAAAAAAUCGUCGACGGGUCUCUCGCUGGCAGCGAAUCCGGUGAUACCUGAGAGUGCACGCGCCGCGACAGCUAGCCGGUGCAUUUCGCGCGCGACAGACGAGCUACUCCAAAGCGAUCUCGGGUCAAAGGAUGACGGGACGCAGCGCACCGUCGUCGCGUCGCUGCGCCCUCUGACAGCAAGCGCACGGGGCGGCCCGCCCGUCUGAACACGUGGGAAAUUGCUACUGCACCCGCCGCAAAUUGUACUCUACUUUUUGCCGCCCCGUUUCAAUCAUUCGCCAGUGCGUUUUCUCGUUUCGUAUCCGUUUUACAGUUUUCACGUUGCUACACUUUAAUCGAUCAGGAGCAAAGAUCGAUCGAACGUGAUUUAAAAUUGUGUAUGACAACUAUUCAGUUAGUAGGAAGAAAGUGAGUAAAGUACAGUUGGAUGUUGAACCCUGUAACCAGUCGUCCGUAAAUUAUAAUUUGAGCAUCGUUAGGGAUCGUGUAAGAACAUUGAAUUAUCUGAGGAAAGGAGUAAGGGCCCGAGCAGUCUAAAUUCACAAAGAAAGGUUCAAUCGAUUCGUUUCCUGGUGGCUUUCGUCCCCGUUGCCGCUCGAUUUCUCCGUCCCGGACACAGAGAAAGAAGACGUCGACUGGUCGAUUAGAAUCGAGGGGACCCGAUGACGGGAGGAAGAGAAGGAGGUCUCCGGACUCGACGGACGAGAUGGGCAGGAUUGAUCGGAAAGAGGCUAUGCUUGACGCCUAAUUAAAUCGAUUAGACUUUGGGGUUAAUUGUUCUGGAACGUCAGUUCCCUUGCACGCGCGUCUGUCGCCGCUACCAUCGUCCUCGUUAUUUCGUGCCUUUUCCAAGUGGCGGAUCGGUGCCGGAUCCGAUGAGAUCCAGGCGGCUACGAGAAGAAAUCGCCGAUCGAAACGGAAAUCAGUUAGUCAGUGAGAGUCUAGGCGGAAUUUUCGGUGCUAAGUGACGUCUCGUGUUCGACCACGCCUGGCAUUUCGUAUCGCCGGCCGAACCACCAGUGUCACCCUUUCUUUUUAUCUGUUUUUUCCUCCCAUUCUUCUUCUCCGUUGGUUCUUUGAACGCUGUUCCCGGUCCCCCGUUCCCUUUGCUUUUGUUUCCCGAGGCCGGCGUUUCUAAUCGGUCCUUUUUUUCUACGAAGCACAUCUACUCCGAACGGAUUGAACCGUCCGCGGUCCGGUUGUCAUCGGCAUGUGAGUCAAAGUGAACAACCGGUGUCCAUUGUUGCGUUCCGUGGUCAGUGCUGUGUCUCGUUGACAAACAACGGAUUCUCGUACUUGGAAUCGUGAUUGUUUCUAGUGUCACGUCCUCGGAGACCGGCUUACCAGUACACACAGUGGGUUUGGAUGAUUGCUCAAUUAGUUCUAAACUGGUGCUCGCACAGUGCAAACGAUCCGACCGGUUCGAAAGGUAAUAAUCCGUGAGCGUGCGUGAUCUCGGGUUCAGUGUGCGCGGAGCCGAUCCUGGAAGAAGUUUCGUGUGUCGUACGAAACAGGUGAUAUCAUCUGCCGUGAUCCGACCGAAACAACCGACCGAUUAUGCGGACGAACAGUUGUGAUCGAUGAUUCGCGCGAUCCUCGACGCUCCUGUCUCGCGGAAGCAACCAGCUGGAACUGACGAACGGUGUGCUUCCUGAUGUUCGCCGUAAUUGUUCGACGGUGGAUGGGGUCGUCACGGCCAUAAACCCGAUCAGCUGGAAGGAGAUUCGAAGCCGAUUGAGGAUGUCCUCAAAGAGGAAGUCACCACCAACGAAGCUAUCGGAGGGCGGGGGCGGCACGGGUACAGUGGCAGGCGCCAACGAGGAAGAAGAAGAUACGACUUCAUCGGUGACCGGUGGUCCCGGUGGCGAAGUAGCCGUCGGUGAAGAGGGUUCCACCACCCCUGUCGAUAUCGAGGAGUGUUAUUCUCACCAAAGGGGAGGUGAUUGCGAGUCGUCCGGUUGUUCGUCACCGGCGACCACCAGCGAGCCGGACCUCCGCGACUCGCCAUCGCCAUCGUCGAAUUCCGUGCGAACCAGCAAGCGACAGAGGGUCGUGCUGUCCAACCAAGAUACCCUAACGCCCUAUCACUAUCCUCACCAUCACCACCAUCACCACCACCAUCAUCACCAUCACCACACGAACACAUCUUCUUCGUCGGGUGGUGUCGUGGAACCGGCCAGCUCGUCCGAGUGCGGUUCGCCGCCCACACCUUUAACCGUCGACCCGUACUACCCUAGUAAUCCUCAUCACAACAACAACAAUACCGUGACGCAGAACAACAACAAUAACACUGCUAACGCUACCACAGUGGGUACCAAGAGAUCCAUGGACGACGUGUUGAAAAGGUUAACUUGCAAGAUGAACAGCGAGUCGCUGUCGCUGCAGGACGACACGAGUAACAACAGGCGGACCAGCCCUCCACCCUCGUCCACGCCGAGCGGGCACAACACGCACUGUGGAGGCGUCGCUAGCGUGGCGAACAGCGUGCCACCCUCGCCGCCGGCAUCUGGCAGGAUGCAGAACACGGAAGGACAGGUACAGCAGGACGGGACCUCCGCCCUGCACAGGGUCCUCUGCGCGGAAAGCUUCGCGGAGAAGGAGCGCAGGCUCUCCGAGAUGAUCCUGCAACUGCAGUUGCUCAGGGAACAAUUGCUGCAACAGCAAGAUCAAUCGAAGUCGUAUCCUGCGCAUAUGACCGUCGACUCGCAGAAGCAAAUCGAGAUACAGCGGCUACAAACGGAGCACUUGAAGCGGCAGCAAGAGCACAUCAUGCAGCACAGCAUUCAGGAGUUACAAGCUCAGAUGACAAAGAGCCAGCUGAGCAUGUCGGGGCCGCAAUCCUUGAUGUUCCUGCCAUUUCUCGAACAACUCAGAGGGUUGCCAGUGCAAUCGCCUAUGCCGCCACCGCCGGCUACGUCGACGUCAACCACCACCAACAAACAUAUCAAUUCGAUCGCUAACAUGAUCAGUAGCCACCGGGAAGGACCGAGUUGGGCAACUGCGCACCUUACGCAGAUGUCCACGCAGAUGGAGAAAGAGGCAUCCCCGACGCCGAUUUCAUCUGCGGUGGCACCCACUGCUCCUCCUCUACAAGAUCUCGACGCACCUUUAAACCUUACCAAACCAAAAUCCUCCUCGUCAGGGGCUACGGCAUCCUCCUCGUCGCCUGGAAGUGAUUCCCACUCGACCGGGGCCGGAAGCGGCGGUCAACAGGAGCAACCCCUCGCUGCGACCGCGCCAAAACUCUUUCCACCCGGUUUACCGAUGCCGCGGAAUUAUUUAACAACCCUGCCUUACGGAUCGGGGGGCCUGCCACCGCAUCUAUCUCCGAUGGGUAAGGUAAUGGCCAAAGACGAAGUUGCUGGACCUGGAGGUUCCGUGGCAGCUGCAGCGGUCGCUGCCGUUGAAAAACACUUCGCGAUGCAUGGCAUUUACGCGAUACCACCGAGCGCUGCGAUGCCCCCGUCGCCGCAGACUCAACGACCGAUGAAGCACUCAAGUUCCCGAGAAGAGGCUGCGCAAGAGGAACAGGAUUAUCUCUCGACGCCUCAUAUGUGGCGGGAACCGGGUUACAAGGUACCGGAAGACAUAACGGAGAAAGCUAAAAUGGUGAGGCAGCAGAAGAGGGAGGGUGAGAACAAGCCACAUAUCAAACGGCCUAUGAACGCGUUCAUGGUAUGGGCCAAGGACGAGCGUAGAAAAAUUCUGAAAGCUUGCCCGGAUAUGCAUAAUUCAAACAUUUCAAAAAUACUCGGCGCUCGAUGGAAAGCGAUGUCGAACUCCGAGAAGCAACCGUACUACGAGGAACAAUCCCGACUGUCGAAGCUUCACAUGGAAAAGCACCCGGAUUACAGGUACAGGCCGCGACCGAAGCGGACCUGUAUCGUGGACGGCAAGAAGAUGCGGAUUUCCGAGUACAAGUCGCUGAUGCGGCAACGGCGGCAAGAAAUGAGGCAGCUCUGGUGUCGCGACAGCGGACCCGAAAUGAGUUUCCUGUCUCCGGUCGGCUCGGACAUGAGCUCUCAACACCAUCCAGGAUCGGGAGCCGGACCGUCGGCAAAACCAUCUGUGUCGCCCCCGGCCACCAUGCUAAACGGCGGCGGAGCCGGCCCGAGUUCGGAUCAUCCAUCCUUUUACUACCCGCAAGACAGCCUAUCGCCUACGGAUAUGAUGAAUUUCUCGCCGGAGAACUCCGGUUCGAUCGGUGGCUAUGACGCCAGUCCACGGCAUCACGACGAGGAUUGAACCGCGGCUCCGGGUCAGCCGCUAUGGCCGCCCGGAGCAUCAUCGUCAUCAACGUCAACGUCGCGACUCAGCCACGAAUUAUUCUGGUAAAAUGUCUCCGAACUCUGGUGGUUCAACGUGUACUAGUUUACGCCGUGUGAACAACGUAUAGAGUCGUCGGGUAUGAACGUUCUCCAAGAGUGAUCGAGCGUUUCGAAGCCUCGCUCAUUGAGGUUGUGAUAUACUAAUCGAUUCAAUUCUGUGCCAUCGUACAACGCGUAGAGGCCCCGAGUACUGGUUCUUUGAAUACCGUCGUCGUGUCGUCUAACGUAAUCGUUACGACGCUCGGAGCUCGAGCACGCAAGUAAGGAAUCGUGCGCAUCCAUGGACCACACGAAGUUUAAACUUUAGAACAGUGCGAUGAUAUGAGCAGGUCGACCACUUCCUUCAUUGCCUGUUACGUGCGACUAACUGUUCGGAGAACAUCAGUGAACAUCAGCGGGGUUGAUAGCGGCAGACGAGGUUGAUCGUUUCCUGCUUAGUUAUAUUAUUACCGAAGUGACGAAAUGAGAUCGAUAGACCUUUAGUCCACGAUGGGCAAAAGAAUAAACACAGCGACUGCACGAACGGAUUCGAUGUCUACCGCGUUAGUGUAAUCAAAAUCAAGACGGCGAAAUCUACGAUGAUAAGGUCUGAUCGUCAUUGAGUAACAUUCUAGGUAAUGAUAUACAGGCGUAUGAAUAGAAUUCUCAAGAAGUUAACGACUCGCGUGUAAAAACGCAUGCCGGUAUCCAUCCCGCGAGUGUCUUCCGUAUGCGGGAACGAUAUGAAAGUGGGAGAGAGAGAGAGAGAGAGAGAGAACGAUAGGAUUAUACAUAAAUAAAUAAAAUGAAUAAAUAUAAAUAUAAAAAAUAUAUAUAUACAUAUUAUAUAUAUAUAUACAUACCUGAUUUUUCGUAAGACUGCCAUGUGUCACGUGUACGCGCGCGCCAGGAGGAUUGAUCCGAUGCAAUCAGCAGCGCAGAUGGUUGAUCGAGCUUGGUUUGAAAUUGUGUGUCGAACACACCGCGCGGAGACGUUCGCGACACGUACAUAUUUCGGAUGUGCACGUGCGAGUGUGUGUACGAAAAUUAAAAUACGGUGAGAGCGGCCAAAAAGUCUUGUUCCUAUUCCUUCUAGUGUGUGUGUAUGUGUGCAUGCGUGUGCCUCUCUGAUGAUACACCAUUCCGAUUGGUCGUGUCGAUACGCGAGAAUAUGAAUGCACAAAAUUACGCAAUGAAAUUUAAACGCGAAAAGAGAAGACGAGGGAACGAAAAAGAGAAAGCCACGCUGUCCGUUUGUCUCGCACAUCUUCAAGUAUUUGAAACAAACGUUAUUAGAUCGUAUGUAAUGUAUCCCACGUUCACGGUGGACACUCAAUUUUUUCUGCAUUCUCAUGCAAUCGGUCGCUGAUACAUCCUGUAUGCCGCAGGAGCUCUAAGAAGAAAAGGUUCGAAUCCUGUAUUCCGUCACGCGAUUCGUGCGCUCGAGUCGUAAUGUGUGUUGAUCACUUGGUUUCACGUCUAAAACACACGUACUUGUACUUAUAGUAUUUUUUGCAAUUAAUUUAUGGGCACUAACAUUAACGAUGAUUAGCCGACAGCAAGAAGACGGAAUGAAUUUACGGCGGAAUGGGAGCGAGCGUGAAACAGACCAGGCGAAGAGAAUUUUUCGAUUGUUUCUUUUUUUUUUUAAUAAAGAAGAAACCAAGUUUAAAGAGAAGUACACUGUUUCGAAAGGGAAGGAAGUAUGUAUGUGCGCGUAGGUGUGUGUGCGUAUAGAAAGAAUGGAAUUAUGAAUUAAAAGAGAGAGUGGCACGCGUGACAUCAAUUUUUAGUACAAUGUUACUGUAUAAAAUUACGGACGGGGGAAUUAGCGUUAUUUAUUGUAAACGAUGUAAACGAACGAAUAAUCAAAUUCUAAUACGA